AUGCUCAAGGGUUCUUUUCUCUCCCUCCAUAGGGCAGCCAAGCCUCUGGCUCUUCUUGACAUACAGAGAGUUUCCCGGCCAGUCCAGGACCAAGUCCCAGCCCUGCAGCCCCCUGCCCAGCCCUCAGGACGUCCCCAAGGCCAGUUCCUGAUGAAUGACAACAACAAUCUCCCCACAUUGGAGGACCAAGUUCUCUGCCCCAUUUACCUGGAGGUGUUCUGCAACCCGGUCACUGCUGCCUGCGGGCACAACUUCUGCAGGACCUGCCUCCAGGGUUUCUGGGACCACCAGGCAGCUGUGGGAGAGAUGCUGUAUUGCCCCCAGUGCCGAGAGAGCUUCCCCUCCACCUGUUUCACCCAGGCCAAGGGCCAGGCCUUGGGGUCUUCACAGAACCUGGCCGGGCCCAGAGACAUGCCCUGCGACUUCUGUGCCCCAGAGAAGCUCAAGUCAGUCAAGUUGUGCCUGCAGUGCAUGGCCUCCCUGUGCGAGAAGCACCUGCGCAGCCACUUCGAGGACCAGGUGUUCCAGGGCCACCAGCUGCUGGAGCCCGUGUGGGACCUCAAGAGCCAGCUGUGCUGGAAGCACCGCAAGCUACAGAGGCUGUACUGCCGCACGGAAAGCUGCUGCGUGUGCGGGGCCUGCCUGCUGAAGGAACACAAGAACCAUGACACCAUGCCCCUGGAGGAGGAGUGUGCCAGCAAGGAGGUCAAGGUUCAGAAGGUCCAGGCCAACGUGGAGAACCAGAUGCCGGUCAUCACCUCUGACAGCCAACAGCACCGGGGCCAGGUGGCUUUUCUCUCGAAAUUGAUCCAGGCAGCUCGGGAUGAGGUGAACACCUGCUUUAUGGAGAUCAUCCAUGAGAUCAAACAGAUGCAGAUGAAGGUCUUGGAUUUCAUGGAGAAAGAGGAGGCGGCCGCCCUGGGGAAGCUGGGUGGCUCCAUCCAGCAGAGCCACGACCGCCUUCUGAAGCUGGAGGGGGACAGCAUCUGGCUUCACACCCUGCUCGCCAACCAGAGCAACUAGCAAUUUCUGCAGGAGUUCCCCAGGCUGAAGCACUUCCCGGCCUGCAUGGAACCCCUGAUGGGCACCAAGUGUGAGGAGAAGCAGAGCUUCCUCCAGCUGCCAGAGACCUUGGCAGAGCUCCAGACCCGGCUGGUGAACGUGGGUCUCAGCUUCAUCAACCAGCUCUUCCUGGAGGGCAUCAAGAUGAACUCCUGUGAGGUGCUGCCCCCAGCUGUGGACAGGGAAACACUUCUCAAGUGUUAUUGCAACCUGAACUUUGACCCCGCCACGGCCAGUGAGGAGCUGCUCCUGUUCAAGGAGACCCACUCGGUGCUAAACUUGGGCAUCCUACUGGGGCCCUUCGCCGCGGGCGGCCCCUUCCCGGGCGGCUUCAAGCAGUGGCCGCAGGUGCUGUGCUCGCGCGGCCUGGCAGAGGGCCGCCACUACUGGGAGGCCGAGGUGUCCAACUCGUGGGUGUGCCUGGGCGUCACCUACCGCCGCAUCCCCCUGCUCAGCGGCCGCCCGCGCCGCAACAUCAUCUACCUGCUGGGCCGCAACCCCUACUCGUGGUGCCUGGAGUGGGACUCACUCAAGUUCUCCGUGUGUCACAACAGCACGCAGACGGUGCUGCACAGCGGCUACCACCGCACGUUCGGCGUGGCGCUCAGCGCCGGCUGCCUCUCCUCCUACGGCGUGGCGAGAGGCGUGAGCCUCAUCCACCGCUUCCUGGCCUCCUUCCUGGAGCCGCUCUACCCCGCGGUCACGGUCAGCAGCGGCGCCUCGGUCACGCUCAAGCAGCGCCCGGAGGCGUAG
Mesoplodon densirostris (Blainville's beaked whale) is the source of this 1815-nucleotide messenger RNA. Its product is annotated as E3 ubiquitin/ISG15 ligase TRIM25-like. Lineage: Eukaryota; Metazoa; Chordata; Mammalia; Artiodactyla; Ziphiidae. Gene Ontology annotation, molecular function: protein binding; zinc ion binding. The record is from RefSeq and is a predicted model, not a curated record.